GGGGUCUUGUACAUUCCCCAUGGAAACAAUAAAUAAAACUGCCAAGGUACAAUUCUUCUUUCGUCCAUUCUCACCUGACCCUGGGGUACAGAUGGUGAUUUUUGUGACCUUCUUGGUGAUGUACCUGACCAGCCUCAGUGGAAAUGCCACAAUUGCUGUGAUUGUCCAUAUUAACCACUCACUCCACACCCCCAUGUACUUUUUUCUAGCUAACUUGGCAGUUCUGGAAAUCUUCUAUACAUCAUCCAUUGCACCACUGGCCUUGGCAAACCUUCUUUCUAUGGGGAAAACUUCUGUUUCCAUCACUGGUUGUGGUACCCAGAUGUUUUUCUUUGUUUUCUUGGGUGGAGCUGACUGUGUCCUGCUUGCAGUCAUGGCUUACGACCGGUUUGUUGCAAUCUGCUACCCUCUGAGAUACACACUCAUCAUGAGUUGGUCCUUGUGUAUAGAGAUGAUGGUGGGGUCCCUGGUGCUGGGAUUCCUGCUGUCACUGCCGCUAACUAUUUUAAUCUUCCAUCUGCCAUUCUGCCACAACAAUGAAAUCUAUCACUUCUACUGUGACAUGCCUGCAGUCAUACGCUUAGCUUGUGGAGACACGCAUGUUCACAGGACUGCCCUGUAUAUCAUCAGCUUCAUUGUCCUAAGCAUCCCCCUAACUCUGAUAUCUAUCUCCUAUGGUUUCAUCAUCACAGCCAUUUUACGGAUCCGGUCUGCUGAAGGGCGCCAUCGAGCCUUCUCUACCUGCUCCUCUCACAUCGUAGUGGUCCUCCUACAGUAUGGCUGCACCAGUUUUAUAUAUUUAUCCCCCAGUUCCAGCUACUCUCCUGAGAUGGGCCGAAUGGUGUCUGUGGUCUACACUUUUAUCACCCCCAUUUUAAAUCCUUUGAUCUAUAGUAUGAGGAACAAGGAACUAAAAGAUGCUCUGAGGAAGGCAUUGAGAAAGUUCUAGGUAAAAUGAUCUUGUGAUUUAUUUAAAUCAAGGCACUUCUGAAAUUGAAAUGGAAUGCUAAUACUACUUACGAAGGUUCCAAGUAUACUGGUG
Mus pahari (shrew mouse) is the source of this 1042-nucleotide messenger RNA. Its product is annotated as olfactory receptor 10V1. The transcript has a single exon. Gene Ontology annotation, biological process: G protein-coupled receptor signaling pathway. Gene Ontology annotation, molecular function: G protein-coupled receptor activity; olfactory receptor activity. The record is from RefSeq and is a predicted model, not a curated record. NCBI's taxonomy places the organism in Eukaryota, Metazoa, Chordata, Mammalia, Rodentia, Muridae. Gene Ontology annotation, cellular component: membrane. The coding region runs from base 20 to 949 and encodes 309 amino acids.